This is a messenger RNA of Loa loa (African eye worm), 343 nucleotides long. RefSeq lists its product as hypothetical. The record is from RefSeq and is a predicted model, not a curated record. The annotation marks the transcript as partial. The transcript has 4 exons. NCBI's taxonomy places the organism in Eukaryota, Metazoa, Nematoda, Chromadorea, Rhabditida, Onchocercidae.
AUGAGCUUAAGUAAUAAUAUCAAUCCUUUAACAGCGAACCAGCAUUCGUCACCUGUGCAUUGGGAAAUAUCAAGCGAAGGCAAUGCACUGAUUAGUACACAACAAGUCAUAUCGACUUUCCUUUUCGCUAAAAAUAAUGUUAAAACAUUAGAGGAAAUUAUGAAAAAAGCUGGCAAAAUGAAAGGGUGGAGAAUUGUUAUCGAAAAUAAAGAAAAUAAAAAUUGUAAAGAAAAAUGGGUCGAAAAAGUUGUCGAAAAUAUGAACGAAUUAUUAAAGUGUACCAAAACAGCAGAAGGACAGAGUCACAAACCGUCAACUACUUUCUUCUACCGUACAAUUAGUU